Striga asiatica is the source of this 968-nucleotide messenger RNA. NCBI's taxonomy places the organism in Eukaryota, Viridiplantae, Streptophyta, Magnoliopsida, Lamiales, Orobanchaceae. The record is from the annotation of a GenBank genome assembly.
AUGUAGUAAUUUAAUUAUAGGAUGCGAUUGUGCUUUGGACGAUGCACCCUUGGGAGAGAGAUGCUCGAUUGUUGAAAGAGUGGUUGAACAAAGGACCUCAAUACAACAAUUUGCUAAUAGAAAUCGCGUGCACAAGAUCUUCUGAUCAAUUAUUGGGCGCUAGAAAAGCUUAUCACUCUCUCUUCAAUCACUCCAUCGAGGAAGAUGUUGCAUUUCACGUUCAUGGACCCCAAACAAAGGUAUGAAGGUCGAAAAGUAAAUGAAGAAAUUGCGAAAUUUGAGGCCAAAGCACUUGUUGAUGCCAUAAGGGAAAAUGAAAAGAAGGGUCGUCCUAUAUUGGAAAAUGAAGAGGUUGUGAGGAUAUUAUCCACAAGGAGUAAGCUCCAUCUUCACGCAGUUUACAACCAUUAUAAGGAAAUUAGUGGCAACUAUUUAGAUGAGGAUAUUGAUGGCGACUCCACCUUGUCAAAGUGGCGGUACAGUGCUUAUGCGUACCACACAAAUAUUUUAGCCAGCUUCAAGGUCUUGGAUGCAUCAUUGAGAUAUGAUGCGGAUGAGAUAAGCAAAGAAGGGUUGACUAGAGUAAUUGUGACAAGAGCAGAUGUAGAUUUGAAGCAAAUUAAGGAAGAAUACCACAACAAAUUUGGUGUGGAUCUUACCAAAAAGAUUGAAGAUGUCGCCAAUGGGAACUAUAGAGAUUUUUUGCUCACUCUAGUUGCGAGAGGAGAUUGAGUUGAGUUUUGGGGAACGUUUUCAAUAAAAGUGUUCAAAAUUUUCUAAUAAAUAUGUUGUUUUACUCUAUGUUUUUUUUUUUCUACAUUUUCAAUUUUUAAUUUCAUUUUGACCUCUAUGGCUUCGAGAUUGUCAUGACAUCAUAUUGUUGAGACGAUUCUGAGUAAUAUCAAGCCAAAUAUUACCUUUUAUGUGAUAUAUAUUAUGAUCUAUAUGAUUGUGUAUUGUAAUGUUUA